This is a messenger RNA of Rattus norvegicus (Norway rat), 12828 nucleotides long. It is a transcript of the gene Ift140, whose product is annotated as intraflagellar transport 140. The record is from RefSeq and is a predicted model, not a curated record. Lineage: Eukaryota; Metazoa; Chordata; Mammalia; Rodentia; Muridae. Gene Ontology annotation, molecular function: protein carrier activity. Gene Ontology annotation, cellular component: centrosome; centriole; ciliary basal body. Gene Ontology annotation, biological process: protein localization to non-motile cilium; cilium assembly; intraciliary anterograde transport.
AGACUGUGUUGACGGAUGCGUGAGAAGAAAUCACCGCCUCAGCGGGGCGUCUUGAAGCGCGCGCGAACUCGGGUGGGGACUAUGCACUCUGAAAUCAGGUUUAGGACCAUAAAUAUAUCGUAGCACAGCCCACUAACAGUUUUCCUGCUCGAAACGAUAAGGAAAUGUUUUUUAAAACUCUAAUCCUUAUGCAUGUGGCGUUUGAGACGGAGUAUUCCAGUUCGCAGAAGGUCUCCGUCUCUGGUUAUCCCCUUGGCUCGUUGGCGUGGACCGUGCUACUGCGCCUGCUCUCCAGCGACACCCGCCGUUGGCUAACGCUGGCUAAAGUACGCACGGUCGCCCAGGGAACCCUAGCUGCUGCAAGGUUCUGCUGAGUGCCGCUUGCAGCGGUCUCCCGAGGCGUCAACGCGCCACACUCCCGGGCGGCGUCCGGUACUCAGAACUUCCCGGAGAAGCUCUCGAGCCGCGCCCUCCCAUCCGAGUCGAUGCAACUAAGCUCCCCGAGGUGUCGACUGAUGGCCUGCGUGGUGGGGUGGGCAGGAUGAACUCGAGGAUAAAAGUAUCAGGAGGCUUGACGCAGCUUGCCCUGAGUAGCAAAUAGUUCUGGCCCACCCAUUAGCAAGAAGGCCAAACUGUGGUCCUGAGACGGGCCUGAGACUCAGAGCUGCGCCGGGAAGGACCGACUGUCUUUGGCUCUUUGCGCCUCUAGUCGCCAGUCGUCUUUUUGGGAGCCAUCGGAGGCGCGGCCGUCCCUGAACUUGCUUCCACUUUCUGUAGCGGCGUUGUCCGGGCGACACGGAGGCACAGGGAAUCUGCGGAAGUUAGACUCCUAUACCUGAGGUCUCAUCCUUGACUAAGUCUGUGCAUCACCAUGGCACUGUAUUUUGACCACCGAAUCAAAGCUCCAGAUGCAUCCAGCUCUCCCUCUCACAUCACCUGGCACCCCACCCACCCAUUCCUGGCAGUGGCAUCUGUAAGCCCAUCUUCUGGAGGCAACGUAGACAUCUACCUUGAACAAGGUGAGCCCGUGCCUGACACCCACAUUGAGAGGUCCUUCCAGGCCACUUCACUAUGCUGGCACCCAACAAGGCUUAUCCUGGCUAUUGGCUGGGAAACUGGAGAAGUAAUAAUGUUUAAUAAGCAGGACAAGGAGCAGCACACGGUGCCCCUGCCACAUACGACUGACAUUGCCAUCCUCAGUUGGAGUACCAGCGGGAGCUGCCUGGUAUCUGGAGACAAGCUCGGGGUCCUGCUCUUGUGGAGAUUGGACCAGCGAGGCCGAGUACAGGGGACACCACUCCUGAAACACGAAUACGGGAAACCGCUCACCCAUUGCAUCUUCCGGCUCCCCCCUCCUGGGGAGGAUCUGGUUCAGUUGGCAAAGGCAGCAGUAAGUGGGGAUGAGAAAGCCCUGGACAUGUUUAACUGGAGAAAAAGCAGCUUUGGAAGUUUCCUGAAGACGGGGUCUCAAGAGGGGCUGUCUUUCUUUGUCAGUCUCAUGGAUGGGACAGUGCACUAUGUGGAUGAAAAGGGCAAGACUGCUCAGGUGGCAUCCACGGACAGCUCUAUCCAGACCCUGUUCUACAUUGAGAAGAGAGAGGCACUGGUUGUGGUCACACAGAACCUUCUCCUGUCUCUGUAUGUGGUGAAUCCUGAGGGGGAAGCUGAAGAAGUCAUGAAGGUAAAGUUGAGUGGGAAGACAGGCCGCCGGGCAGAUAUCACUCUGAUAGAGGGCAGUCUUCUUGUGACAGCUAUUGGGGAACCUGUGCUCAGGUUCUGGGACUUAGAACGGGGAGAGAAUUACAUACUGAGUCUACAGGAGAAGUUUGGCUUUGAAAAGGGAGAGAAUAUAAACUCUGUGUGUUACUGUAAAGCCAAAGGUCUCCUGGCAGCUGGUACCCAUAAAGGACGAGUAGCCAUGUGGAAGAAAGUGCCAGUGUCCCCAAGUGGCCGUGGGGCGGAGGGCAAGGAUAUGUGGGCCCUUCAGACACCUACUGAGCUUGAAGGAAACAUCACACAGAUAAAGUGGGGCUCCAGGAAGAACCUGCUGGCGGUGAGCACCUCUGACUCCGUGUCCAUCCUCAGUGAGCAAGCCAUGUCGUCACACUUCCACCAGCAAGUGGCUGCCGUGCAGAUCUCCCCGAGCCUAGUCAACGUGUCUUUCCUGUCCACGGGGAGCACGCACAGCCUGCGCACCGACAUGCACAUCAGUGGAGUGUUUGCCACCAAGGAUGCUGUUGCUGUCUGGAAUGGAAAACAGGUGGCGAUCUUUGAACCUUCAGGGUCCACCUUACGCAAUGCAGGGACAUUCCUGUGUGAAACAUCGGUGCUAGCCAUGCACGAGGAAAGCAUUUACACUGUAGAGCCAAACCGACUCCAAGUCCGCACCUGGCAGGGCACUGUCAAACAACUUCUGCUGUUCUCUGAGACCGAGGGGAGCCCCUGCUUCCUAGAUGUCUGUGGGACUUUCCUGGUUGCAGGGACAGAUUUAGCUCACUUUAAAAGUUUUGAUCUUUCCAGAAGGGAAGCAAAAGUGCACUGCAGCUGCAAGAACCUGGCCCAGAUGAUCCCCGACGUGGGGAGCAUCACUUCACUGAGAUGCAAUGCCAAUGGGAACAAGAUCAGUAUCCUCCUUAGCAAGGUUGACAACAGUCCUGAUUCCAAAAUCUACGUCUAUGACGUUGAAAUGGACACAGUGAAUGUCUUCAACUUCAAGACUGGACACAUUGGACAGAUACAGACUCUGCCCUUUAAUGAGCCUCCGACCAAUGAGGCCCACUUCUUUAUGAAUGAGAGCCUAGCAAGUUACGUUCCUGUGAACCAUUUCUGGGAUCAGAGUGAACCCAGGCUCUUUGUGUGCGAGGCCUUGCAGGAGGCACCUGGAGCCCAGCCACAGGCUAUAGACAAGCAGCCCCACAUGGAGGAAGGCACGUGCCACAAGGAAGAAGUAUUAAUUCUCUCAUUCUUCGCUUCUGAAGAGCAUGGCUUCCUGCUUCAUGACAGCUUCCCCCGGCCUUCAACCUACCAGAGCCUUCUGGGCCUGGAAGUGCCUCACUAUUACUUCACAAAAAAGCCUGGAGAAGCAGACAAAGAAGACAAGAUGGAUUCUGGGCACUACCACAUCCCUCAGAUGGUAGCCAAGAAGCCCCUACGAGACUUUGUGGGGCUGGAGGACUGUGACAAGCCUACUCGGGAUGCCAUGCUCAACUUCAGCUUCUUUGUCACCAUUGGAGACAUGGAUGAAGCUUUCAAAUCUAUCAAACUCAUCAAGAGGUUUUUGCAAGUAAGUCAAAGCAGGCCUGGAAGACUGGAGGCACAACUCUUGCCAGGUUUGAAAGACUGCUUUUCAGAAUUGGCUCAUAACAGAUGUCAUCAACACAAACACAGGAACUGAACACAGAAAGGCACAGCCUUCCAGGAUCCCUGAAGAAGAACCUGCUUCCAGGGUUACUGUUGGACUGUCCUCCUCUGAGGGCAGGGAAGGGAUGGAGGCCGGCCCUCUCCUCACAGGCUAGGCAGCCUCUUUUGUGUGAGCCAGCAAGAAAGGCCCCACUUACAGAGACCUGAAGACCUGUCCAGGGUGGGGUGGGGCAGGGCGGGGCGGGGCAGGCCGCCUCACCUCAGAGGGCUCUUAGACUAGAAGGUGACUUCAAACCAUCACUGCCAAUACUGGCAGCUCUGUGGUUUGACCUAAAUGUUCGUUGAAUGCAAUAACAAUUUACAAAAUAGCUUGAAGCUCUCAGGCUUGGUGUCUGCCUUUCCUCUCAUCUCAUGUGGGUUCAUGUGUCUGAGCACACAAUAAGUGCCUCUGCUCGAGGCCUAUGGGCACCUCACUGUCUCUCUGUCCCUCUGCUGUCCCCUCCAACCCAUCCCCGAAACCCCACCCUCCCAGGUUCCCCGCAUUACACAGCAAAGGCAGAGUCUCAAGUCUCCUGUUUCCCCACCUCUAAUGACCCAAUCUAGUAGGUGACUACCUAGGUAAGGCCUCUGAGACCAUACAGGCCUGGAGGCUAGAAUUAGAGGGGAAGUCUGUCUCAUCCAAAUGGACAGAGACUUCUGUGCUCUUCUCUGUCCUUAGAAGCUGACUUUAUCCAGCAGUCAACCUCCACACAGGUGAAGGACAUGUGCUGGCCAGUAAGUGUGUGAGAUGGUGCUAAAACCUUAUCUAAAACCCAGACCAGCAGCCAUGAGGUUGCGUCCCUUUUCCCUCAGUGCUUUCUCAGACCGUUAUGGCAACUUGAAAGAAGUCAUCUUGUCACAUGAACUGACCACAGACUUGCUCUUGGGAUUCUCUGCCAUGUGACUGUCAUCUCUGCCUAGGCCCCUGUGUGCCCUACCUCAUCUUCACACUGGAUGGUGUCUGAUUCAUGCUCCUCACAGGAUCGUGUUUAUAUUUAGGCUGUAGAGUCCCAGAGUCCUCCAGAAGUUUUGUGCCACUUCCUGCCACCAAAGGUCAGCCUGUCCUGCCCAUUGUGUUUUAAGCUACUUCCUCUGCGGAGAACUCUCCUGUCACUUAGAACUCGAGGACCCCUUUAGGUCCCAGGCUUUUCCAACUUGCCACCUCCAAUGUGGGGGUGGCACAAGCAGAUUAAAUCCCAGUGAAUCUUGUAUACCGUCUGCAUGUAUGAAGAGUCCUGUGGCUGUACUCGACCUUAAGCUUACUGGACAAUUCAAGCAGCCCCUGGAUCUGGUGGCCCACCAGAAAGGCACUGCUAGAUCAGCAGUCCCCACUGACUGGAUCCUUUCCAGGCUGGGCGCUUUAGUAGUAGUUUCUCCUGCUUUGCCCACAGCAAAGCCUCCAGUGGGCUCUGCUUCUGAUGACUGCAAAUUUAUGUUCUUUACUCCUUAGUCAUGACGACCAGAGUGCAGAUCAUUAAAGACCCUAUCACAGCUGCUUUAAAGGGGUAUGAGGUAGGUAGGGCCGGCAACAUUGAUCAGCAGGUGAACUCAAUUGACACAAAAGCCUGAUGUCCUGAAUACCAGAACCCACAUAAAGGUGGGAGAAGAAAACCUACCCAUAAAAGUCGACCUCUAGUCUCCACACGUGCACCAUGGCAUGCAUGUGUCUCCAUACAUGAAUGAGUGUGCAUGCUCAUAAGAAUAAAUCUAAAAAAUGUAAUAAGGGUCGAGAUGAACUAGGGUUCAGAAACUUAAGAUUCCUGGUAGGAAAGAAGCAGGCAUAUCCCUCCAGGGAUAGGCUCAGCUUAAAAUAGGCGGGUGUGCUCUUGGACUCUAGAAAGAUGUAGAGGGAGGAAGAGUGACAAAGGGACUGGGAGUGCCAGAGGCAGCUGAAAUGCUCCCUGAGCUGUGGGACUCCAGAAUGGUGUGACUUUGUGAAGCUUGGGGCUGUUGAGGACCUGAUGGCUUUGGUAGCAGUUCAGACCAGUGUUAAUAACCACACACAGCCACUUGGCAGACAGUGUGUGCUCCACAAGGCUCCCUCUGACUACCUGCAUCAACCUACAUUCUUCCCAAUGCUCCGAUGUCUGUAUCCUAGAAUUUUUGAUGUGGCUGAGCUUUUUCUUGUUAUUUAUUUUGCAUUAUAUUUAUUUUUCUAAAUAUAUAUACAUAUAAAAGAUUUAUUUAUUUAUUUUAUGUAUGUGAGUACACUAACACUUUCUUCAGACACACCAGAAGAGGACAUCAGAUCUGCAUUACAGAUGGUUGUGAGCCACCACAUGGUUGCUGGGAAUUGAGCUCAGGUCCUCUGGAAGAGCAGUCCAUGCUCUUAACCGCUGAGCCAUCUCUCCAGCCCAUGCAUUAUAUUUAUAAUAUAUAUUACAUAUAUGUGGGGUGUAUGCAUGUUCACACGUGUUAGAGCAUGUAGGUGCAGGGCGUGGUUGUAUCUGUAUGUACAUGUGUUAGGAGACCAGAGGUUGACAUGAAGUAUCUUCCUUGAUCACUUUCCAACUUGUAUACUGAGGUCUCUUCUCUUGAACCAAGCACUCACAUAGCUAUCCACCCUACUCCUCUGUCUCUGACCCCUGAGCAUUUGAACUACAGGUUGGCCACCACACCCACCUGGUAUUUACAUGGUGCUGGGGCUCUGAACUCUGAUUCCUCCAAGCCAGCUCCCUAGCCGUUGUGUAGUUAUUUUUACUCUAUAUAUCAGGGCUUCUUCUUUUUUUUUUUUUAAGGUUUAUUUUAUUUAUAUGAGUACACUGGAGCUGUCUUUAGACACACCAGAAGAGGGCAUUGGAUCCCAUUACAGAUGGUUGUGAGCCACCAUGUGGUUGCUGGGAAUUGAACUCAGCAGUCAGUGCUCUUAACCGCUGAGCCAUCUCUCCAGCCCAGGGCUUCUUUUCUUAAUUUAUUAUUUUACGUAUGUAAGUGUCUGCCUACAUGUAUAUCUGUGCACCAUGUAUGUGCCUGGUACCCACAGAGGCCAGAAAAGGGCAUGUGAUUCUCCAGGUCCUGGGGUUAUAGGAGGUGUGCAUCAUCACAUGGUUCUGGAAAUCAAUCUCAGAUCCUCUGGAGGAGCACCAAGUGCUCUUAACCACCAAGCCACCUUCCCAGCCCAUGACACGGCUUUUAAAUUUUUUUUUCUUUUUUCUUUUUUUCGGAGCUGGGGACCGAACCCAGGUCCUUGCGCUUGCUAGACAAGCGCUCUACCACUGAGCUAAAUCCCCAACCCCUAAAUUUUAAAUUUUUAUUUAUUAUUUUUGUUUUGUCUUUUCAAGACAGGGUUUCUCUGUGUAGCCCUGGUUGUCUUAGAUUUGGCUCUGUAGUCCUGAACAGCCUCCUGACAGACAGACAGAAAUCUGUCUGCCUCCUGAGUGCUGGGAUUAAAGAUGUGUCACACCACCACCUGACGUGUGUGUGUGUGUGUGUGUGUGUGUGUGUGUGUGUGUGUGUGUAUGUAUGUAUAUAUGUACGUAUGUAUGUAUGUAUAUAUGUACGUAUGUAUGUAUGUAUAUAUGUAGACAGGGUUAUUCUCUAUAACCCUGGCUGGCCUAGAGUUCAGGCUAGCCUUGAACUCCCAGAGAUCCCAAGUACUGAGAUUAAUGGUGUGUCCCACCAUCCCUGAUCUCACAACUACUUCUUGCCUAAGAAAUGUUUUACAUAUCUGAGGUGUAUAGGUAGGUAAAAUAGGAAUACAAGCCAAGAAUUUACUGACAUUAAAUCACAAACACCUUUUAAAAGUAAUUUUGAUAUAUAUAUAUAUAAUUCUACCAUUUAUUAAAGACAAAAGCAAACUGCAUGCUAAUGAAGUGAAUGUGCUUGAUAAAGAAUCGAAUCUCGGUUAAAUAUUUGUACUAUAGGGAUGUAGAGCACCUCCAGUUUUCAGAAUUUGAUUUCAUAAGCUUUUUAUUUGCUUACAUUAAUUUAUUUAUCGGGUUUAGAACAAUGUGCAUUUCACAGAGGGUGUGUAGAGAUCAGAGGACAACUUUCAGGGUCUGGUUCUCUCCUUGUAACUGUGGGGUCCAGGGAUCAAAGUCAGGUUGUCAGCCUUGGUUUUAAUGCCUUUACCUACUCCGCCAUCUUGAUAACCCCACAUUUUUAUUUCAUAGUAAUGACAUAUGUAUUCUUAGGUCAUGUGCAUCAGCAUUUUCCCUGCAGAUGUCCUGGAACUGGAGUUACAGUUGGGAGCCACCAUGUGGGUGUGUCACAUGGGCACAUACGUGUGAGAUGGCAGAGGUAUAGUUAAAUCAGUUUCAGAAACUGUUAAAAAGUCUGUCUGAAUCCCAAAUAGUAAUUUCUUUUAAUGAUGUUUUAAUGAACCUCAAAUCAAACAUUAUAAGAGAGGAAAAACAGGCAGUGAGCAGUGCACACCCUUCACCCCAGCAUUCCAGCUGAGGAGGCUGGCCAGCUCUCCGAGUUUGAGCCUCACUUGAUCUACAUAGCAAGCUCCAGACUGGCCAAGACCGGUCUCAGAAAGAAAAAAAUCAAUAAUAAUAUUAAUAAUAAUAAUAAUAAUAAUAAUAAUAAUAAUAAAGGUAGACCAAUUUAAUACAUUGAUGGUAGGAAAAAUACUUAAAAUCUUUACUUGUUACUAAACAAUUAUGUUUCUGUAGGAGCAAGAAACUUAGUAGUGAAAGCACAGCCCUUCAUACUGUCCCAAGUUUCAGAUCAGAGCUGAGGUGUUUGAGGCAGCAGCCCUCACACUGUGUGUCAUGAGAGCACAAAUCAUGACAGAAUGCCACGUGCACACAUUGUGAGCUCAGGGCCAAGGCUGUGGUGAAGUAUUCAGAACAACACAGGUGAGCCCUGCCCUGAAUACUUUAGAUUCAUUAGCCAUUUGAUUCUGAAUCAAUUUUGAACAUUGUUGAACGUUUAUAAUAUUGUUGGUCCAGAAACCUUUACGAUUGCCUGAUUUCUGUGAUGUCCCCCCAUGCCACGCCCUUUGGGAACAUGACUGGCAGUUUAAGAAGCUGUGACCUAAUAUAACCCAGAGACUCUGCUGCUGUAAAGCAGAGUAGAAUUGGGAAGGCGUGGACAUGUGAUGCUGAAUGCUAACAGGGCACAGCAUAGUACACAUCCUAACCUUCACCUCGAAGGCUGGGAAGGGAGCUGAAUAAACGACAGAGCUGUUUGGAGGGAGAAAGACCCAAGUGGCUUACAUGGGGGUCUGCACAAUCCAUGCAGUGAGGCCAAAAGACUGGCUCACAGAGCCAGGAAGAGAGUGCAGACAGACUGCUGGCCCAUCCUGUCCUCUGUCCUCUCCUGUUGUCUUCCUCACUCCUGUCUUCUUGACAGGUUGAGUUCUACCCCAUGACCGGCUCUGCAGUCACUCACUCGGCCUGAAUUAGAGCCUCUUGAAUCACAGAGUGCUGCAGAGCCCCUCCCUAUGAGAAAGAAGCACUCGCUUCCAUGCCACUAACCUCCAGCCACAGGGCCACCAUAUGGCAUGUCACUGUUGUACUUGCCUAUGUGCACAAACUAAGAUGUCUCAGAACAUGGCAUAACAAUACCUAAGCCAACAGUCUGUUUGUCCAGCUGUCCAGCAUGGUAUCGGGUAGGUGGAGAUGCUUGUGGGCUGCCUAGGAGCAGCAGUUGAGGGAUCUCCCUGGGUAGCAUGGAGGUCCGGCUGAGCUGGGCCAGGGUUCAACCAUAUGUUCAUUAUUCACAUGCAGCCUAAGUUCAGACAAAGCCUGCAGAUCCCUGAGCGAGAACACAGCUGUAAGAGGGGAGCCAGAGGAAGUGAGCAAGUGAGACUAACCCUGGCCCGGUUUCUCUGAAGGAAGGGAGCUCCUGGUCAGUAAAAAGGCCCCAGGCACCACAUAGCAGAAUGGCUAAGACCCCCAUGUGACCUGGACAUACUACGUUCCUAUCCAGUGCUCUCAAGACUUCUGGGAGCACAGAGCCCUUAGCCCGGAAUUCAGCAUGUCAUGGAAGGGCCCGUGUGCUCAGUCUGCAUCUCAGGCGUCCCAUGGAUGUUUGCAGCCAAAAAGCACAGAGUAAUUCUAACUCUGCGUGUUCUACAAGCAAGAACUCUCGGCUCAAAGCAGGAGGUGACAUGGCCACCACUAGUGAUGUCUGCAAAGGAUAAAGGUGGCCUGUCCUUUUAUCCCCUUUUAUGUCUUUCCCCAAUACCCUAGGCCCCUUCUCAUAAUGAAAUUGUGAGCAAGCCACAUGGUCAUGUGUGCCACAGACUGAUAUGCCCAUGAUGUGCUUUGUAACGUGUCAUUGCUCAGGCAUGAAGGAUGUUUCCCCAGUGCCAUCUGUCCGGAUGGCAGAAUUUGAGCAGCUGCCCCUCUUCAAAGGGUUGAUUUCUAACAUCACUUGAGUUAGAUGGUAGAGCCCUGCAUGAGAGUCUGAAGGCUGGCCACAGGUCUGACUUUAGAUGGUAGCAGGUAACAGACUGUCUUGCAGGCUGGGAUCUAGGUGCACAUGGGUGGGGGCAUUAGGCAUCACUGGCUCUGUAGUCACUGUUGUCUCUGUCUAAGAGCAAGUGUGUGAGCUGAGAUAGAGUGGUCGGCACAAAUGGGAGCAAAGCUCAUGGAGAGGAGCAGAUGAGAGGAAGAGACCAGCAGCAGCCCUCCCUCCAAGCUCCUGGGCACACAGCCAGACAGCCCUACCCCAAGCCAGGGGGUUAGGGACCAGCUUCCCUUAGGAAAUGCUGACUUAUGGCUGCUUUGUUCUAUUGCAUUUCAGUCUCAAUAUGUGUUAGAAUGUGCUAGCAACCAGAAUUGCCCAUCCUGUCUGUUUUCCAAAAUUUUAUCCUGUUAUUUAUUAUCAAGAAGCAUCUCCGGGUUCUCUGUUGUUUGAACAACAGUUGCUGCGCAGAUUCACUGAGGAUCAGCUACCUACAAACGCCAUGUUAAUUACAAGAGGAUUUUCUUUCUCCUUUUGAGACGGGUCUCACUGUGUAGCCCAGGCUGGCCUGGGUCAGCACCCAAGUGCUAGGAUUACAGUCAUCCACCACCGUCCCAGCUUAGGAAACUACUUUGAAAUUGUCUAGGGAUCUUAUGCAGAGCAGCUGACUUGUAGUGGGCACCUCAGACAUAGGUAAGAGGGGAGAUGAGGGGUACUCAGGGCAGGAGCCCAUGGAUGUGGGCAGGAAGGAGGUUAUAGAGGCCCUGUUGGUUCUGCUGGCCUGGCCUCAGAAAUUGGAGAGGGAAGAACAGACGUCUGCACAAGAUGUUCCCGGGCUGACCUUCUGGAGCUCAGGAAGCAGGGAAAUGAAGCAGGAGUGUGCACGUAUUUCGAGGAAUGGCUGAGCCGUUCAGAAACUUUACGGUCUAGAAUGGGCCAGGUCUGGAACUGGUUGUCCUCAGAGCCUAGUGAGAGGUGCUAGGCAAGAGCUCUUGCCUACACCUGGCCCCACCCCAGAAGACCUGAGGCUUCCAGGUCUGGCCAAAGCCACAGCCCACGUGAGAAGCUUAGGGGAGCCUCGAGGUUACUGGCUUUCCUAGUUCAUUAGCCAGAAUGAUCAUAGGAUGCACAGGGAGAGCUCUCUCCACUGACACAUCACAGAGACCCAAGUUCAGAUGUUUGACCUCCCACAAGACACUUGGCUCUCUGAUGUUCAUUCAUCUUUGAUCUUCUUAACAAGGACCCCCUUGCCUGUCCAAGCCUAAGGUAAAAGGCUGAGCUGUCCCAUUGUAAGCUUGGGUGCCUCUGCUCAUGGGGUGGGGAUGGAGGGAUGGUGUUCUCCUGCCUGGUCUGCAAGGCCUCUGUUGGUCAGGAACAGGACUGUGGUUGCAGGGCACAUCGCUCAGGAUUUCCAGGAAGUCCCCUUCACACUGAGAUGUCCACCCACGUCUCAUGCUUUCUAAGGAUCAGCAUCAUCUUCUGACAGCCGCCAUCUGACCUAGAGCCUCCAAGGCAGUUUGUAGGAGACUGGGCACUUGUUAGGCAGACUCUUGACUGUUUUAGGGGGCCAUUACCAGGAAAGAACCACAUGUCAACAGAUGUGUCUUUUAGGUAGCAUCUUCAUAUUUAUGUGACCCUUCUUGUACUCUCAAACCUGCUUGCUAUGAAGUUCUCAACUCCCAGGGUAGUGUAUAGACCCAGAAUGAGAGAGCUGGGAAAGGAAAAGGCCACCAUGGGGUGGGGGAGGUAACACUCUGUCCUUUGCUGCCGUGUGCCUCCUCUGGUCUCCCAGACAUCCCAGCCAGAGUCUCCUGCACUGUCCGAAAGGCCCUAACCCCCUCAGCAGUUACGACAAAACGUGUCUCACACUUGUUGUUUUACUCAUUGGUGAUAUUUCUCUUUAACCAAGGAAAAACUACUCGAUUUGAUUAGGAUACCCAUCUUCCCUGUGAAGGAAGCGACAGGCAGUCUAGGCUCAACAGUGGAACUCUGUAGCUUUUCAGGGUGGGCAGAAGGCUCAGGUUCUCUGCCACCACUCCCAGCAUGGGCACAAUUUCCCCUCACCUAACCAUUGGAAGGUGACAGAAAAAUAAGACUUACGUUUGACGGUGCCUCGGGACUCCUGGAAACCUGCUGAUUCAGAGCCCCAUCCUAGCACCUCACAGUCGUGGGUGUCCACCUGCCCAGUUCGAGUCCCAGGGCUUGUGCCUCCCUUACCCCUGUCCACCAGCCAGCAGGACUUCCACAGCCCCACACUCCGCUUUCGUCCAUCCUCCAGUGUCUGGUACACCCAAUUGGGGGUAAAGGCCGCUGCAUUGUUGAGGAUGAGGGAGACCAGGGCCACCAGCACAGCUGUGGCCACAAGCUUCUGGACAGUCAUAUUUGACUGCCAGUACUGUCUAUCUCGGAGAAAGUCCCAAGUCCCAGUCAGCCGCUGUGCAUCCAGGGAAAGCCAAGAUGCUGCUCGGGGUAGCUAGAGAACAUCACCACUCAUCCUUGGGAAGCUAUGGAGCAGCUCCAACCAGGCACAUGAGGAGGUCGGAGGUACGGGGAGAAGCCCAUGGGACAGGUCCAAGUGAGCUACUCACAGCCCUGGCUUAUCCUCCCUCUUGAGCCUGGAGGAGGGACGAGCCUGUGCUGAAGCUGGUCUCCCUAAGACCCAUUCCAGGGAGAAAUCUGGGGCACCAGCUGCACCAGCGAGAAUCCAGAGUUGUAAGUGGGCCGUCUUCUUUGGAACAGAGGCCAGGGAGGCUGUGUCCACAGUGCUUCUUGCCUACGGCAGGAGAAAACCAGCAGUAGCUCAGGAGGCAGGCACAGCGUGGGAAUCAACUGGGUCACUCUUGAGAACGGGCUGUGGGAGCCGGUCUGAUGGAGGAGCAGGGUUGUGGAAGCAGUGUGGGUUUGGCCACCUCUAUGCUGCCUAUCCUGUCUGGGUACCUCUGCCACAAGUGGCAGGUCCUGAAAAGCAGAGUGCCUGCCACAAGGAGACGUGUGUGUGUGUGUGUGUGUGUGUGUGUGUGUGUGUGUGUGUGUGUGUGUGUGUGCGCACGCGCGCUCGCAUUUCCCUGCCUC